Molecule: messenger RNA, 2785 nt
Organism: Phyllopteryx taeniolatus (common seadragon)
Lineage: Eukaryota; Metazoa; Chordata; Actinopteri; Syngnathiformes; Syngnathidae
Gene: jazf1b
Product: JAZF zinc finger 1b
Exons: 5
Coding region: 107-805 (232 amino acids)
Cellular component (GO): nucleus
Source: RefSeq, a predicted model, not a curated record
GCACGAGGCUCACCGCCCCUUCGCCACCAGCUGUUUCCACCUCUGUGCUCCUCCGGCCGUCAGCCCGCCGCCGAGCUGCCCCCGCGUUUCAAAUGCAGCAGCGACCAUGACAGGCAUCGCCGCUGCUUCUUUCUUCUCCAACGCUUGCAGGUUCGGCAGCUGCGGACUCCACUUUGACUCCCUGGCUGAGCUCAUCUUGCACAUCGAGGAUAACCACAUCGACACAGACCCCCGCCUUCUGGAGAAGCAGGAGCAGCAGCAGCCCACCUAUGUCGCCCUCAGCUACAUCAACAGGUUCAUGACGGAAGCUGCGAGGCGAGAGCACGAGGCGCUGAAGAAGAAGAUGCAGCCCAAGUUGUGUCUGUCUUUAACGGGAAGCCUGUGUCGCAGCAGCGGAAACCUCACCCCUCCCGUCACGCCGCCCAUCACCCCCUCGUCGUCCUUUCGCAGCAGCACGCCCACGGGCAGCGAGUGCGACGAAGAGGAGGUGGACUUCGAGGAGUCCGACAGCGACGAGUCGUGGACCACAGAGAGCGCCAUCAGCUCCCAGUCCAUCCUCAGCUCCAUGUGCAUGAACGGCGGCGACGAGAAGCCCUUCGCUUGCCCCAUCCCGGGCUGCAAAAAGAGAUACAAGAACGUCAACGGGAUCAAGUAUCACGCCAAGAACGGCCACCGGACGCAGAUCCGAGUGCGCAAACCCUUCAAGUGCCGCUGCGGGAAGAGCUACAAGACGUCUCAGGGUCUCCGGCACCACACCAUCAACUUCCACCCGCCCGACAUCAUCCAUUGCAAGAUGCACCAGUAGCGCUCUCGCCGGCAUGUUUUCUCCUCAUCAUCAUCAUCUUCAUCUUCUACUUCUGCUCCUCUGCUCACCGUGCGCUACGACACUAGAUUUGUUUUGCAUGCUUUAAAGUGGGAUAUUAUUCACUUUGGAUUUUAUUCUGAAUGUUCAAUCGUAAAAGUUGGUUUUGUAAUUUGCACAUUGAAGCUACGAUUUUUUUUUUAUUAAUUUUUUUUUUUUUUUUUUUUAACUUGUGGAUUUAUAUGGUUCUUAUUGGUGAUGUUUCAGAUUAGAAAGAUUUUUUGUUUACUUUGCAAAAUGCCUUUGUCAUUCGACGAUGUGCCAAACCGGGACCCACACGGAAGCCGUGGCAGCAUGUCGUCCGAGUGGUUAGCACACAUGCCUCACAGUUAACAAGUCAUGGUUUCGAAUCCAGGGAUAUUUUUUCCCGUGCUUGUGUGGGUUUUCUCUGGGUACUCCAGUUUCCUCCCACAUUCCAAAAACAUGUGUUAGGUUAAUUGAAGAUUCGAAAUUGUCCUUAUGUGUAAAUGCUUGUGUGUCUAUGUGCCCUGCGAUUGGCUGGCAACCAGUCUAGGGUGCACCCCAGCUAUAGAAAAUAAAUGGAUUGAUAUACCUAAUUUUGUAGCCAGUGAGAAAAACAGGGAAGUCCUAAUUUUACAUGAAUAAAGUCAAAAUAUUACAAAAAUAAAGAUGUAGCUUUCCUACUUUUACAAGAAUAGAAUUUUGCAACAAAAGAAAAAAGUCCCAGCGAGAUGGAGACUAUGUCAGCUGACUUUAAGCACGAGACGGUGUGCAUCCUGGACUGGUUGUCAGCCUUGUCAUGUUUUUUUUUAUAUAUUACAAUAUGGAUUUCCGCAUUAACUCUCUGUAACGUUAACUUUUUUUUGUUGAAAAAUGUCGACUUUAUUCCUGCAAGCAUGGCCCUGCUUCCUAUUUACAACUGGUGAUGUUACUGAUUGUUUUUGUUGUUGUUUUUUGUGGCUAGUGUCUAUAUGUUAUCUGAUGUUUCAGUUCCACAUUUGAAUCAGCUGUUUGUGUGUUUUUUUUUGUUUUGUUUUUUUUUUAAUUCUCCCAUUGCCAUUGCCAGUGUGCGAGCACCCAAGGGUAAACUCAGGUGACGUUUGAAACAUUUCAGCAACCCUCCCCAACAUCUUCUAUCAGUGUUUAAGCUCUCCUCGCUAUCAUUUAGCUUCAUUUUCCCUAUGCAGUUUUUCGAAGCACUUUUUAUUUUGUCAGUAACAAGUUGCCAACAAACGAGCAUUUGUGCCAACCUCACGUUCCUUGUCUCUGUAAAUAUAUAUUGUAUAUGUAAGUGGCAGCCGUUUGCAGAAUGAGCAGCAAAAUUCCAGUGUUUUCCCGUCUUGUGACGUCGGGCCUUGUCUUGAAUUGUCAACCAUUCCAAAUUAUGAUGGUGGAGGCACACAUGAGCCUCCCCGUGAGAAGCUGUUAGAGCCCUUCUUCGAUGUCCUUCAUGUCAAUGUACUGUACUAGUACACGCUUUCCUCACUUGUGAGACAGUCCAGUGUAACGUAGUCUUACUAGGAUGCCAAGGUUGUCGAACUCGUAAGAAAAAGCAUGCACUAGUACAUGGAUCUUAACCAAGAUAUCAAGGAUAUUGGUUGGGGCUAGUAGUGUUGCUAGUAAGGGUUAAUUGGGUACUAGUAGGUACUAGUAGUGCCACUAGUAGAGGAAAACGGUUACUGGUAAGACAAGUCUUUCUCCUGACAUACACAUGAGCGUCCCUGCCCUGUGAAGCCGUUUUACAGCAGGGGUGGGCAACCUUUUUCCUACAAAUUUGUAAAAAAUCCUUGGAAGGCCAGACUAAAUUUGAAAUUCAAAUAUACAUAUGAGCAUUUAUGUGUUAAAUGUCUAGGGUGGGAGUGUCCCCCACCACCCCCCAAGUUCCACAUAGGUUGUAUAUGGUCCACAAACCAUGGGUUUCCCACCCCGACAAAAUAAAGAGGGUCUUGGCUCGUCUUUUUA